AUGCUCGAAUCAGUACUGCCGGUCCUGGCCAACAAUUGGCCGCUAGCAUUAUCAGUAUUCGUCAUUGGUUACCUGCUUAGUAACUACUUCAACCAUGGCCUGAACAAAUACCCAGGGCCUUUCCUGGCCAAGUUUACGAACUGGUGGAGGUUCCUCGACGUCUACGGGAGACGGCCGGAUAUCACUCACCUCAAGUUGCACCGUGAACACGGAGAUAUCGUCCGCCUUGGACCCAACAGCCUCUCAUUCGCAAACCCUAGGGCUUUGAAGACGAUAUAUGGGCUGAACAAGGGAUUUACCAAGUCCGGCUUUUACCCCGUCCAGCAAGCUGUCAAGGAUGGCAAGCGGUUGCCGUCUUUGUUCUCGACCACGGAUGAGUCGUACCACGCGAACCUGCGGCGAUCCGUCAACAAUGCUUUCUCAAUGAGUCAGCUGGUUCAGUACGAGCCAGGUGUCAAUGAGACAAUUGAGAUCUUCUUGGAUCAGACAGACAGGCUCUAUGCAAAGCCAAAUAGAGUCUGCGACUUCGCAGAAUGGCUUCAAUAUUUUGCUUUCGACGUCAUUGGACAAAUCACAUACAGCAAACGACAUGGAUUCCUAGAACGAAACGAAGACGUUGAUGGUAUGAUCGGCUAUCUGGGAAAACUGUUCUCAUACGUUGCACCGGUCGGCCAGAUGCCCUGGAUCGAUCUACUUUUCCUGAAGAAUCCCCUGGUCCUCCUGCUCGACAAACUGGGCGUCAAACUCUUCGCUUUCCCCAUCACAAAAUUCGCCUUCGCACGCAUGUCGGAACGCCUGUCGGAGAUCAAAGCCCAAGGCCGUGAAAAGGGCACAGACAAGCCCGACCUAUUAUCAAUGUUUUUGAAAGCACAAACCGACCGUCCCGAGUUUAUGACCGACCAACGUGUUCUUACCAUGGCCGUGUCCAUGGCGUUCGCCGGCUCCGAAACCACGGCGAUCAGCCUUGCGGCGGUGUUCUACUAUCUCCUCCGCAACCCACGGUGCUACGAGAAGUUGAUGAACGAAUUGAACGACGCGGUCAAAGAGGGCAGGAUCGAAAACCGACCCAGCGGCACAGUGUCCUGGACGGAGUCCCAGAACCUGCCGUACCUCGAUGCCUGCAUCAAAGAGGCAUUCAGAAUGCACCCUGCGGCCGGACUGCCCUUGGAACGAAUCACGCCUCCCCAGGGCAUUGAGAUUGACGGGCAUUUCAUCCCCGGUGGAACGAUUGUCGGAUGUAACGCAUGGGUGAUCCAUAAGCGCGAGGAGGUCUUCGGGUCGCAGGUCGACAGCUACAUCCCCGAGCGCUGGUUGGAUGCCGGCAAAGAGCAGUUGAAGGAGAUGAACGGGACUUUGUUCCAGUUUGGUGCCGGGGCCCGGACCUGCAUUGGGAAGAACAUCAGUUUGUUGGAGAUGUACAAAUUGGUUCCGUCGUUCCUGAGACGGUUCGAGGUCCAAUUCGACGAUCCUAGCAGGGACUGGAAAUUGCAUAAUGCAUGGUUCGUGAAGGAGCAUGACUUUUAUUGUAGGUUCAAGGCACGGAGUUUGCAGUGA
Molecule: messenger RNA, 1554 nt
Organism: Exophiala xenobiotica
Lineage: Eukaryota; Fungi; Ascomycota; Eurotiomycetes; Chaetothyriales; Herpotrichiellaceae
Exons: 6
Coding region: 1-1554 (517 amino acids)
Molecular function (GO): monooxygenase activity; oxidoreductase activity, acting on paired donors, with incorporation or reduction of molecular oxygen; iron ion binding
Source: RefSeq, a predicted model, not a curated record